Molecule: messenger RNA, 243 nt
Organism: Blepharisma stoltei
Lineage: Eukaryota; Ciliophora; Heterotrichea; Heterotrichida; Blepharismidae
Source: the annotation of a GenBank genome assembly
AUGCUCAGCCCAGAAAAAUACUCAGAAGAAAAUAUUCUAUUGAUGAUUGAAAAUAAUGAUGCUGGCAGCAUUACAGAAUUUUUUAGAGUGAUAAACUAUUUAGCUUAUGAUAGUGCAGAAAAAAUAAAAUUCGAGCCUUUGGAGGAACUUCUAAACUCAGAAUAUAAACUGUCAAUUCUGUCUCUGCUAAUAAAAUCUCCAAUCGAAAAUCUUGAAAAAAGAUUUAUUGCCCAAGCUUUGUAA